Messenger RNA from Diceros bicornis minor, 3177 nucleotides. It is a transcript of the gene TGIF2, whose product is annotated as TGFB induced factor homeobox 2. Lineage: Eukaryota; Metazoa; Chordata; Mammalia; Perissodactyla; Rhinocerotidae. The transcript is spliced from 3 exons. Gene Ontology annotation, molecular function: RNA polymerase II cis-regulatory region sequence-specific DNA binding; DNA-binding transcription factor activity, RNA polymerase II-specific. The coding region runs from base 216 to 929 and encodes 237 amino acids. The record is from RefSeq and is a predicted model, not a curated record. Gene Ontology annotation, biological process: regulation of transcription by RNA polymerase II.
GCGCUUUGUGUGAACUGUUGGGAAUGCAGCGCGAGUGUGCCGCCCGGGGGAGUGUCGGGCCGGGCUGGGGGAGUUGUCAGAAAGUUCGUGCGGGAGUGGCUGCAGGUCGGCGUGGUGGAGUGUGUAUGUAGGAGGGUGCGCCGGCUGUUGUGUCGAGAGGGUGCUGCCCCAGGCCAGUUAGGGCUUGCCAAGGUCCAGCCUAGCCUCUAGACACCAUGUCAGAUAGUGAUCUGGGCGAGGAUGAAGGUCUCCUCUCCCUGGCAGGCAAGAGGAAGCGCAGAGGGAACCUGCCCAAGGAGUCGGUGAAGAUCCUCCGGGACUGGCUGUACUUGCACCGCUACAACGCCUACCCCUCAGAGCAGGAGAAGCUGAGCCUUUCUGGACAGACCAACCUGUCAGUGCUGCAGAUAUGUAACUGGUUUAUCAACGCCCGCCGGCGGCUUCUCCCAGACAUGCUUCGGAAGGAUGGCAAAGAUCCCAACCAAUUCACCAUUUCCCGCCGCGGGGGUAAGGCCUCAGAUGUGGCCCUCCCCCGUGGCAGCAGCCCCUCGGUGCUGGCUGUGUCCGUACCAGCCCCCACCAAUGUGCUCUCCUUGUCUGUGUGCUCCGUGCCGCUCCACUCAGGCCAAGGGGAAAAGCCAGCAGCCUCCUUCCCACAAGGGGAGCUGGAGCCUCCCAAGCCCCUGGUGACCCCUGGCAGCACACUCACCCUGCUGACCAGGGCUGAAGCUGGAAGCCCCACAGGUGGACUCUUCAACACGCCACCACCCACACCCCCAGAGCAGGACAAGGAGGACUUCAGCAGCUUCCAGCUGCUGGUGGAGGUGGCGCUACAGAGGGCUGCUGAGAUGGAGCUCCAGAAACAGCAGGACCCAUCGCCCCCAUUACUGCACACUCCCAUCCCCUUAGUCUCUGAAAACCCCAAGUAGGCAUCUGCCAGUAGGGGUGCUCGAGGCUCGAGCCAGCUGUCCUGGGUUUCCGUUCUGGUUCCCUUUCAUACGGAGGGUUUUCUUUGGAUCACUGCCAAACAUCAGGAUCAUCUCCUCUGUUCAGAGGUCUUCAGCAGGAAGACACCAGCUGGUGUCACUGCACUGUGAUGGGGACCUCUCCUUUGCUGACUCUGCCAUUUCUCCAGGCCUCCUCAGUGAUGAGACCAAGAGAUAUUGGAGACAGGCAUGGUGCUGCUGCUGCUGCUUCUCCAGAGAGUCCCCGGGACACCUUUGUCCCAGCCUGCUUUCCUGGGCUGGGCACAGGAAACCUGCCAAGUUCAGACCUAUGCUGGGUCCAGGUUGCCCCUGAGCUGGGCCUCUUUUUGUUAAGCCAAGUGUGGACAUUCCAAGUUCAUAAGUGUGAACAAAAGAAAAGAGGAACCCAGCACAUGUAACAGAACCGACUCCAGUUGAAUGUUUAGGUUUUCACUAAACUUUGUGUUUAUUUUUCCCUUUUUGCUGUGGUUUGCAUUAAUGGGAGUAGUUAGCCCAGGUGUGGGGAAUGAGAGUGCGUUGCAUGAUGGAGUCUGAUGAACUGGGAAUGAUCCACCACUGCAAUUGGUGAUUGUUUUACAAGGAAGGAGUAUUUUUAUUUGGGGGACCAGCAGAAUCUCUGCAAAAUUCCAAAUGGUUGUUUUAUUGUUGGUUUGGUUUACCAAAAAAAAAAGCAGAAAAAAACUUAUAGGCUUUGGCUUUUCUGCAUCAGGCACAGAAGAGGAUAAAGCCACAGCUAGAGAGAGGGUCCAACAGAGAAUCUGACCAAACCUUCUAGGCGCAGAGCAGAGAAGGAUGACAAAACCAGAGAGGUGUUUGUUUUUUUUUUAUUUUUGUUUUUACUGUAUUUGGGGGGGGAUGGGGGAAGUAAGCUAGACUGAGGCAUUGGGUUUUUUUUUUUUCUCUUUAAUGUUUUCCCCUUCUUUAUCCUUGAAAGCUUUGCCCUGCAACCUGAGUUUUGAAUUCCUUUAGGAACUUGGAUUAGUGGGGCCAGAAUGUCAAAAGCUCCCAGUAGCUCCACUUGGAGAGAAGUGAGCCAUCUACUGGUCAGGAAGCCCUUGUAGCUGACUCAAAUGGGCAGCUUUUCCCACGAUGGUGGCAGGAAACUAUUCCUGGAGGAAGCAGGCAAUAGAACCCCCAGCUGCCUGAGGAACUGCCUUCAGAGGAGGCUGGGGCUGGAAAUCGGUUAUGAAGCCUGUUCGCAGUGAGUGUCUUUGUGUUGCACCUUUCUUUCAAUUGGAGUUGCAGAGGCUCCUGCCCUGAACUUCACAGUGAAACAGAUCACAGUUGGUCUUAUUCUCCUCCCUCCUCCCCAACUUUUAUUUUGCUGUUUCAUUGCUGACAGCAUUCAACAGCAAUAUACCCCAUCUUUAUAUAUCCUAAGAAACACUAAUCCUAGGUUAUUAUUAGCCGAAAUAUUUUUGUUCUGAAUAACAUUGUUACUGGGCCAAAAGACAGGUCAGGAGCCCCAGCCUGUAGUUUCCUCAAGUUGCCAAGUUGGGCACAUGGGGGAGAGUUCCUGGGUGUUGGCUGACUUGGGUGGGCCUGGUCAGGAGAAAGGCAGCAACAUAUGCUCUGUCCUUUCUAGAAUGAUCCCUGCAGCCUUCAGGGAGGCUCCUCUACUUCUGAGUGGCUUGGCCCACCCUUCGCUGUGGGAGUGGGGAUUGGUUAUUUAAGGAGAGAGAGCUUUGCUCUCUGUGAGUGAGCAAGUUUCCUAGGCUCCCUCUUGCCUCCCUGCCCGCUCCUUGCAUGCCCCGGGGGGAUCAGGGAUCCUCACCCUCCUGAGGCCCAGCUGGGUAAGAAUGAACAAGGCAGCUUCAAGGUUAGUUGAAGCUGCUGUUUGCUCAGCCUCCUCCACCCCACCCUUGUCUGUGAGCCCAGAUCUGUGUGACUGUUGCAAGAUGCUUGAAGCAGGGGACUCUGGAAGUGUAUUGGGCUGGGGUGGGACUUUUCCUUCCCACAGUGCACUGAGCAAUGGAGGUGGUGAGGGGUGAGAGAGCCAUGCUGCUGAAUUCUGGUUGGCAUUCCCCCCUCGUGCAAGAUGGGGAGGCUGGGGGUGGGGCAGCCUCUGCUUGGUUUGGUUGUGAGAUAAACCUGGAGGAGAAGCACAGUUAUCCCGUUGAAUUAUUUGAGCAAAAAACUACUGUAAAUAACUUUUGUUUUUGUCUUUUGUCAAAUAAAGUUGUUUUUGGUU